This is a messenger RNA of Cheilinus undulatus (humphead wrasse), 627 nucleotides long. It is a transcript of the gene rspo4, whose product is annotated as R-spondin 4. Lineage: Eukaryota; Metazoa; Chordata; Actinopteri; Labriformes; Labridae. The coding region runs from base 1 to 627 and encodes 208 amino acids. The transcript is spliced from 4 exons. The record is from RefSeq and is a predicted model, not a curated record.
AUGCAUCUGCGAGUCUUUGCCUUUGUGAUGUCCUUGCUCUGUGAGGUGAUCAGGAUGGGCUCCGGUGUCGGGCAGAAGCAAAGGGCUCACAGAGAGACAUCAGACCAUUGCCGCAGCUGUCUGGAGUGCUCCCGGGAGAACGGCUGUGUGCGAUGUCCAGAGCGUCUCUUCCUCUUCCUGCAGAGGGACGGGAUGUCUCACCAGGGCACCUGCCUCCACGCCUGUCCCACCGGACACUACGGACAGAGAGGGAAGGACAUCAACCGCUGCAUUAAGUGUCGCUCUGCAGACUGUGAACACUGCUUCAGUCGAGAUUUCUGCACUAAAUGUAGACCAGGUUUCCAGCUGUACAAAGGAAAGUGCCUGACUGACUGCCCCUCAGGAACCUUCGCCUACCACACAGACUGCUUAGAUAACUGCCUCCUGGCUCCCUUGGGAGAGUGGAGCGACUGGAGCCCCUGUCUCAGAGAAGGCGUCACCUGUGGCUUCAGGUGGGGGAAGCAGACCAGGACUCGGGUGAGCCGGUUGUCCAGCAGAAAGCCUGAAGAGACACCGGCGUCUGUUUGUUCAUCCCACAGCGAGACACAGCGAUGCAGGAUGAGGAAAAGGUGUCAAACAGGUGAGUGA